AUUCGUCGGAUUCAUAGAUAAUAUUAUUAUUUAUGAUCAGAUCAGAUGUUGAUUAUUUUACUUUCUGAAAAUCAACAAAAGUUAAAAACGUUUAAGGGUUUUGUACGUUUCAGUUUCAUGUUGUUGGAACUUCGUUAGGUUUCGUGGUAUACCGGUUUCGUUUUGAUUAGAGUUACUAAUAUGCAAAACUAUAGUGAACAGAUGGAGAUCUCCGAGACAGGGGCAACUUCGACAUCGGGAUCCAUAAGGAAGCAGAGAGAAUUCACAGAUCAUGAAUUGAGAAGUCUCUACAACAGUUUAGGAAUAAGGUCUAAUGAUUAUAACCAAAUCAGAUUUGAAGCAAUCCAUCUUAGAAGUUCGAAUGAGUUGACUGUAAAAGAUGUUAUAGAUUAUUUUUCAGAGUUUAACCCCAAAUAUGUUGAGUUGGUAAAUGAUGAGAGUUACAAUAUUGUUUGGUAUGACCAAUCAGAUGCAGCUAAGGCACUUUUUUUCUCUUCGCAAAAUAAUGAUGGCAUGCCUAUACGUGCCACAAGGGAUCUUAUGAUUGAUAAUAUGCCGAUACCUCCUGGAUACUGGCUAUUAGGAAAAGGCCACAUCAAUUUGAGCUCUGUUCUGUUAAGAUUUUCAAUGAGGGGGGAUAGGAGGCCACGUACAAAGGAAGUGUGUAGCGAGUAUUCUAGAAAUAAUAAUCCUACAGUCCAAUCUGAGCCCGUUAAUCAAAAAAAUCCAUGGGGAAAUUUGUCCAAAUUUUGGGAUGAAAAGUACGAACUAUCUGGAAGAGAUCAGAGACGACAAAAUUAUGAUGACCCUAAUUCAAGAGUGCACCUCAAAGCCAGAAGACGUAACUAUAGAUAAUCCGUUCUACAUAGAACCUAUUGUUGAAGUUGUGGCAACUGAAAAUUUUCACAAUGCUGCAGUACUCGCAAAUAUACAGAAUUAGGACCAUUGUGAAAUGAGUGAGAUACUUGGAAGAUAUUGAAUGGAUGGAGGAUAUAUUACUUAUUAAUUGGAUUAAAUUAGGAGAAGGAGUUUAAUGGCUGAUCCAUGUUAUUCAACAACCAGUUUUUCAUUAAUAUACUAAUUCAAAUUAUAUAUAAUUAUGUUCAUUACGUUAUCUGACAAUAAAAUAUUAAAACAUA
Messenger RNA from Coccinella septempunctata (seven-spotted ladybird), 1139 nucleotides. RefSeq lists its product as uncharacterized. The record is from RefSeq and is a predicted model, not a curated record. The transcript is spliced from 2 exons. Gene Ontology annotation, cellular component: nucleus; cytosol. Lineage: Eukaryota; Metazoa; Arthropoda; Insecta; Coleoptera; Coccinellidae. Gene Ontology annotation, molecular function: mRNA binding; RNA 7-methylguanosine cap binding. The coding region runs from base 181 to 855 and encodes 224 amino acids.